UGACCGCGCGUCGCGUUGCGUGUGUUCUCAUCCACACGUCGCGUAUAUCGCGUUACCACCAGCCAUGGUCUCCGUGGGUGCGUGGAGGCGCCGCUCGCCUGAUGAUUGCGAGGAACGCUCUGAACCCGGCACCUCCAGUUCCGGAGUUCCCCGUGCGCCACCAAAUUGCGCCAGGUGCCGGAACCAUCGGCUCAAGAUCGAGCUGAAGGGUCACAAACGCUACUGCAAAUAUCGCUACUGCAAUUGUGAGAAAUGCCGUCUGACGGCCGACAGACAGCGCGUCAUGGCGCUGCAAACGGCUUUAAGACGUGCUCAGGCGCAAGACGAAGCUAGAGCGCGGGCUAUAGAGACCGGCGGUCCCCCGCCCGGGCUAGAAUUGGAUAGACCGGAGCCGCCGAUAGUGAAAGCUCCGAGGAGCCCAGUGGUUCCCGCCCCGCGGUCUAUAGGCUCGAGUAGUUCAGUGGGUUCGGUGCCGGGUUCCCCGGGAGUGUCGCCGCACGUGCACGCGCCUGUUCCUCAAGUUCCUCCGCAGCCAACUAUGCCACCGCUUCUCCCGCCACAGCAGCCCGCGUUAUCAUUAGAACCACUGGUGGAGAACUGUCAUAAGCUGUUAGACAUAUUCCAUUAUUCGUGGGAAAUGAUGCCCCUAGUGCUGGUCAUACUAAACUACGCGGGAAAUGACCUCGAAGAAGCUUCGCGGAAAAUUGAUGAAGCAAACUGGGUGGUCCGACAGUGGCAGCUGUAUGAACGGUCUCUUUGCUCACUACUGGAGCUACAAGCACGCAAGCGGCCAAGCGUGUGCCGGCUACCACGGUGCGUGAUCACCCCAGAAUACGCGCCGCAUUGGUUCCCGUUACCGCUGGCUGCGAGGCAUUCCCCGCCGCCUGCGCACUUGUAGCAUAACGACACGGCACCGCGACUGGUGGUGCUAGACCCUACCGAGCCUUCCUCGGCAGCCUCGGAGGUCAUCGGUGACUAAGCGGCGACUGUGAUGCGACUGCGACUCGCGACUGGGCCAUCCCAGUACCAUACCAUAGUGUUAGAUCUGUAUAAACUUGUAGAUAACAUGUGUCAGUGACACAAAAUGUACCUUAUUUUAAUUUAAUUUUAAUUGCUUGACGCAAACUGGUUAACUAUUGAUGGUAGCUUUAUAACUAUGCUCAAAUAAGUAGAUUUUUAUUGAUUGCUUCACUGAAAUGACGAGAAAUGUAAAUGGUGUAAACAAAAAAAAAAGUCGUUUUUCUAUAAAUUCAGUGAAGAAAUUCAACAUCACAUCGAACAUCAUAAAAGCUAUCAAUACCGUAUUUCGAAUUUGAAUUUGGAAUUUUACUGAAAAAGUUUCAUUGGAGUACUUUUAAUACGGCAAUUACAAUAAAACCGAGCCGCCCUAGGGUUGAGGGUGACGCAGGCGGGCGGGACGAUCCGGGCGCCGCCCAGGACAUUGCGAGGCCUACUUGAAACUAUUGUGAUUGGAACUUGAAUUGCUAAGCCAUUAACCUAUGAAAUUUGGCCUGCAUGUCAUACCUACAAAAAGGUUUUGCUAUAUUUGUGCUUAAGUUACUUUAUUAGCAAUAUAGCAACAAAACUUAUUAUGAACCAUAAUGGCAAUUAUUGACUAUGACAGCUUAUAAUUUCUUGAUUUUUUUAAAUAUUAAUAUUUCUUUAAUAAAACCAUCGUGGGAUUAUUUAAUAGAGAUCUGUGAUCUAUGACUACUAUAGAACUACAAUAGCUCUACGGAAAAUAUGUCAAGAAACUUAACUAUUCAUAUCAGAUAAGACAUACGAGUCGCCGUUGUGAAAAUUUAAAGAAAACUAGUAUUUAAUACAAAAGUAAGUAUUUAUUUAUUUACAAUAAAUAAACAGAUUAACUUAAAGAAGCCUUUUUGAAGGACCCCAUCUGCGUGACUCUCAACUUAUUCUAAGCAAAAAUUUUCAAUUUAGGCGGUAUUUAUCUGUGAUUUAAUUUUAAUUGGAAUUAAAUGUACUGUUUAUACGGUGUACAAUCGUGAUCAAAAUUUAGGUUUAUUUGAUUAUUAAUUAACCACGCGAGUGUACAUUGUCUAUUGUCUAUUUUGUAUGGUCGAUAAGUUAAUAUAUAGAGGCUUAAAAUGGACAUGUAAAAUACUAAGUAUUUAGUAACCACACAUUGUUAACAAUUAUUUUGCCCUUACAGAAGUUAUUGUUUUAAAUGAGAAAAUUAAUUCUGAUUUCGCCCGUUCUCUGACCAUACAAAAAAUAGUUAAGGUUUAGCGUUAAACAUAUUUUUAAUUAACAUUUAUCACGUCAAUUUAUUCCAUCCAUGAUCUAAAUUUUCCGUCAUGAACUCCGUCAUAUUAGAAGAUCUCAAAUGAUGUUUUCAAAAUUUUACAAUGUUGCUAGUCAAUAAAUAUCACAUGGCCAGUGUUAAAAAUUAUUUUAUAGUGUAUCUAACAAAUCAUAACACCUUAUAGUUGCGUUGAAUUCAAAUUAAGAACUCUUUGUAUCAGUGUAUGUUAAAGUUGUUGCGUAAUGUACAGCAAAAUUAAGCAAAUAAAAACAUCUACUUUAAUUUAAAUUUACUUUUAAAACCCCUUAUAAUUACUAAAUACACAGUAGGUAAUUCGUACCAUGUCAAUUUAAAUUUGCAUCAGAGUACUAAUAUUAUAAGUAUAUUCAUUUGUCCGUAGAUUUGGUUUUAUUAAGGAACGUCAAAGAUAUUGGUUUUACAAGAUCAGAAGGCUUAUUACGGACGUAAAAUUACUUAAAUUUGACAGCUGUCUGCUUUAGGGAAAAAGUGUAAUAAGUCUAUAUUUUUAUUAUGCGUAAUUGGUGGCAUCUAUAUUACACCGACUUCUUCAUAAAAAGUAAUAAGUGUGCGCUCCUUUGACUAAUGUACUUUUCCGUCUCCUGUCAAAUUGUAUGCGCUACACACAGUACAGUUAGAUUAGUUUUCAGGAUCGAUUACAAAACAGCUAUACAUUUUCCUAACAGGAUAAAUUUCCAAAAUACUAACAUAUAUACAGUCGCCAUACUAUAAGGUGUUAUGAAUCUCAAAAUUUGUUGUCGUAAAUUUAUUUUUAGGUUGUGUUUUAAUUAUAGGAUCGAAAUUAUUUUAUAAAUGUGUACCUAAUCAAAAACUAAUAUACCGUUGGAAAUUCAAUAUUUUCAUAACAUUCGUAAUUUAACUGUUUCAUACGUUUGUACAUAUUUAUCAUAUUCUUCCAAUGUAUUUUCAUCAAAUGAAUCCUGUUUGAUAUUGAAGAUAUUAAUAUCAUGCGUAUUCUGAUGUGUACGUUGUCAAAUUACUGUGCAAAAACGAUGCCUGCCACACUAUGAAGCAACUUUUCAUAUUAUUUCGCGUAGCUCCCCUGAAAAUGUUCCUUUGAUUUGAAACUGAUUGUUUGAUUUUAUGUAACAGUGUUAAAAGUGUUAAUUAAAGUGAAUAUUGUACGUUUUUAUACACACCAAACAUUAACAAUUGACAAUGUCAUUUGAGACGCCAACUUUAAUAUGGUUAUGUUUAAAGGGGUAAGCAGUUCUGUGGCUUAGAUAUUGGGUUCGAUUCCCGGUCUAAUUGUAAAUUAAAUUUACAAUCUGUUCUCCGUCUAAGAACGUUUGAGGGGCUUAUUGUUCCCUUUAGCCUAUAGAAAAACCACUUAAUAGCAAGACCGCUUUAUUGUAGUAAAUCGUUUUUAAAAGUUUAAAGGUACAUACACAAAUUUGACAUUACAUUGACAAGUAGUAACAAACUUGUUACUAUAGUCUCCUGAUAAGGUUCCAAAAUAAACAUGCAGAUAAAUAAUCUUUCUUAAUUUAUGAAACACUAUGAAUGAAGAUAUAUGUGUUGUUGUCGAGUAUACCAGAUAUAUAAUGAAACAAUCAGUUUUAAUAUUUUGUUCACUACUUUUAAAUUCGUCAUCAGAACAAGCACCAAUUUGGUUAUAAAUCAUAACAUUGGUAACUACUUCAGCCUAACCGAGGUUUCUUAUUCUAAAGUAGUCGUAGAGGUGCGAGUAAUAUAUGUGUCUGUAGAACAAUGCGCUGCGACUCGUACCGAUUACGAUAAAGAACUUGGCCAUUAGACGUCCUUCAACGAACUGAUAGUCUAAUUAUAAAGCGGGAAUCCUAAUAUUUGUAAGAGUUUUGUAUAUUUUAAUUGUGAAACUGCAAGUUUUUUGCAUUCUAACUCAGUUCUUAUGAGAGUUUAAUCUAGAUUUUAUUUACAAAAUUUAGGUGUUCGGUAUAAAUUUAAAUUUUCCUAACGCAGUGUUUUCCAACCUUUCUUGUGUUCUUAUGAAAUAUUUAAAACUUAAUUCAUAAAAAGAAAUUAUUAGGAGAUUGUCAACAAAACGUAAGUUAAGAGCAGUGUUGGCCUAGUGGCAUCAGCGUGCGCAUUUAACAUUUGCUCGAACGGUGAAGGAAAACAUCGUAAGGAAACCGAGAUGUCUUAGACCCAAAAAGUCGACGUCGUGUGUCAGGCACUGGAGACUGACUUGUCAAGUCAAAUUUCAAAUAAUUUUAAUAAAUUUUCAAAUAAUUUAUAUAUAAAUAAAUAAUAAAAAAAUAGCCCCUUAAAUCUUAAUUUCCCCCCGUGAGGCGUGAGCCCAAAGUUGGGAAACACUGUCCUAACGUGUCCAUCUUCUAGAGAUACGAAUAAACCCCCUUAAUCAUAAAAAACUAAUAAGUUCUAUUCCACUAGGUACUUCAACUUAUGGCUCUUUUCAUAUAUAUUAUUACACAGAGAAUUAGUACUUAAGUUAAAGGUGUAUUUAUGAUAAAGGGUGGUUUUAAAUAUAAUUGUGUAUGGUCUUAUUCACAUUCACAGUUGUAUAGAAUUUUUUCGUCCAUAAAUGUCAACGCAUACAUUUUGUGAUAUUCAUUAUUUCUUUAUCGUGCUAUGUUACGCAUAACUAGUUAAUUAGUAUAGAUUGUAGCUGUUAAAGCCAAAGUUUUUAGUUGCUUGAAACUUCCAAGUCCAAAAUCUUGUAAAUAUAUUAUUCUGUCCUAAUCCUUUUGUGUAAACUAAAUCGGUUCAAUACAUUAUUUAAAACCCGUCUCCUUUCGUCCUAAAGAGACGACUCUUGACAGUGAUUAUUUAAAGGGAUUGAUUUAGUUUUAAAAAGGUAUUUACAAUAUAUGUAGAAUAAAUAUAGAAUAAGUAUGCCAUAUAACAAAUUUAAAGCAGAUAAUAACCACAGAUUCGUAUUUUGACAACAGAUAAUGUCAUAGAAAAAACAUCCAAAUAAAUUAUGCCAUUUGGCGAAGCCAUUUAUUUAAAAUUGCCAUAUCAGAAAAAUCUAAUUUCGGAUAUUUUUUUAAAUCUCGUAACGUAAAGGUUUUAAAAUUACAUUUGUUAUUAUCAAUGUUACAUUGUUAGAGUGAUAUGUAAGCUUAAUCUGUAAAUACCAAUUACUAUUCUUAAAUUAUUAUUAAGUAUUAGGUAUAUUUUACAGGUACCUAUAAAAAUGAUAUUAUUAUGUAUUUUCCUAUGUAUUCUCUUGGAAUAGAUUAAGAUAACCCUUUUUGCAAACUUGUGAACAGUAACGGAUUUAAAUAACUAUAUUGUAAAUGAGCGGUUUCGUUAGGUUUUGAAUUUCUUAAGCAAUGUUUUUAUAGUAAUAAUUCUGUAAUAAACAAUUUGGUGAUCGU
Molecule: messenger RNA, 5628 nt
Organism: Pieris rapae (cabbage white)
Lineage: Eukaryota; Metazoa; Arthropoda; Insecta; Lepidoptera; Pieridae
Gene: dsx
Product: protein doublesex
Exons: 4
Coding region: 65-898 (277 amino acids)
Biological process (GO): sex differentiation; regulation of transcription by RNA polymerase II
Cellular component (GO): nucleus
Molecular function (GO): DNA-binding transcription factor activity, RNA polymerase II-specific; RNA polymerase II cis-regulatory region sequence-specific DNA binding
Source: RefSeq, a predicted model, not a curated record